Molecule: messenger RNA, 514 nt
Organism: Notodromas monacha
Lineage: Eukaryota; Metazoa; Arthropoda; Ostracoda; Podocopida; Cyprididae
Source: the annotation of a GenBank genome assembly
AUGCCACUACUGGUCUCUAGGUUCUACUUGCAUCGCGACGAUUUGAUCCAGGCCGUCAAGUACAUGAACCUGCUGAAAGGGGCCCCUCGCCACGUGGCGUCUGACUGGUUGAACGAGGCCCGGUUGCACCUGGAGACGCGUCAGGCGGCCGACGCCCUUUUAGCACACGCUGCCGGCAUCGGCUGCAAGGAGUGGAAGGACUAUUUGCACGCCCAGGAGAAGACGCUCAAUCUGCUGGCCGAAGAAACUGGGAUUGCCGUUGCGAACGCUUCCUCCACUGAUGUGGCCAACAACAACAACAUACCUGCCACUGUUGCAGGUUGAUCAUGGUAUGGGGGGAAACAAAAAGCCGAGAAGAGGGGCAGAAGGAAGCCUCUUCGCGUGUGUCGUCUUCGUCGAUUAAAUCCCGUAUUAUCAUCAUCCUCCCUCUCCCUGUUUUCGUUUUGAAAUUGAGUUCUGUCUUUGGCUGAAAUUAGUCGAAUCGUUGUUAAAGAUGUUUAAAUACCGGCGGAAU